AUGGCCAUUGUGAUCCUGUCGAGAGGAAAGUGCGGACUCUCCAGGUGCAUCACUCUCUACCUGGUGGCCAUGGCAACGGCGGAUCUGAUGGUCAUUUUCACCGAUGUGAUACUGUACACGAUCAUUUCUUUUCAUUUCCCGGGAACUUAUAUGGACACCACUCCUGCAAGAUCCCUCCUGCUUGUCCUGCUCUCUGCGGCCACCGAUGUCUCUGUCUGGCUCACCGUCACUUUCACCUUUGAUCGAUUUGUUGCCAUCUGUUGUCAGAAGCUGAGAAGCAAAUAUUGCACCACGGAAACUGCCACAGUGGUUCUAACAGUAGUGAGUGUGGUGCUCAGUCUGAAGAACAUCCCUCUGUACUUUAUAUAUGAGCCUGAGUAUAUUGUUGAUGAUGUACCCUGGGGGAACACCAUAUCACUGAGUUUUUACACAGAAACUGCAUGGGUAGCUUUUGACUUGUUCUGCAUUACUUUAACUCCUUGCUUCCCAUUCCUUCUGAUUCUGCUGCUCAACGCUCUGACUGUCAGAUCCAUUCUGGUGACGGGUAAAAUCCGCAGGAGGCUCCAGAAAAGCAGUAACUGUGAGGAUCGCAACGACCCAGAGAUGGAGAAGAGAAGGAAAUCCAUCAUCUUGCUCUUCACCAUAUCAGGCAGUUUUGUAGUUUUGUGGAUGACAAGAGUGCUGCAUUUUCUUUAUUACCGAAUCACCAACAAACACGAUCUCACGGGUCCGGGCCACAUCGCUGAACAAACUGGCUACAUGCUGCAGCUUCUGAGCUCCUGCACCAACACCUGUAUUUAUGUGGUGACCCAGACUAGGUUCAGAGAGCAGCUGAGGGAUGCCCUGUUGUACCCAUUCACUGCGGUUGUUGCAUGGUUUCAUUGA
Molecule: messenger RNA, 885 nt
Organism: Amblyraja radiata (thorny skate)
Lineage: Eukaryota; Metazoa; Chordata; Chondrichthyes; Rajiformes; Rajidae
Product: probable G-protein coupled receptor 139
Exons: 1
Coding region: 1-885 (294 amino acids)
Biological process (GO): G protein-coupled receptor signaling pathway
Cellular component (GO): plasma membrane
Molecular function (GO): G protein-coupled receptor activity
Source: RefSeq, a predicted model, not a curated record